Molecule: messenger RNA, 1500 nt
Organism: Aureobasidium subglaciale EXF-2481
Lineage: Eukaryota; Fungi; Ascomycota; Dothideomycetes; Dothideales; Saccotheciaceae
Exons: 1
Coding region: 1-1500 (499 amino acids)
Source: RefSeq, a predicted model, not a curated record
AUGGACGGCUUCGCCUAUUUUCAUUACCAUGCGCCCAGACAUAAUAGCACUGCCUAUCGACGGUCACUGCGUACUUCUUCUGGCCAUGUGAACACCUCGCCUUCCUCGCCCGCAGCCUCGCUCCCAUCAUCGCCUCCAACGUCGCCGCUCUCGCAAUCCCGCUCCAAUUCACCUUUUCGCAAAACACGCCGUAGAGGAUAUUCGGCUACGACAAUAUCCUCGGACCCUCUCUUCAGUCUGUACAGAAAGGAUUCUGCCUCAUCAGACUUGACUACGAAACCUGGUAACAUGGAGACGGCAACGAUUCGAGAACAACGGCAAGGUACGAGUGGCAGCAUUUCGUCCGCUGCUAGCAAUUCGUCACACAACUUGCUCGCCAAUCCCUUCGAACUACGCUACGGCCGCCGCUACCUACGCGAUGUCCCAUAUCCUCUUCCUUGUGAUCUUUCAGAAAUCCAGCGCCAAUCGCUACGGACACUGCUCGGUGUCACUAUUCUCGACAAGCCGUCAUGCGUCCCCAACGUCGCAAAGGAUGUACCAAAAAGAGUCUUGGAAUUAGGAUGCGGGAGUGCCUUCUGGACAGGCAGUUGCCACGAGUGGUUUGCCAGCCUUGGCUACCCGAAUGUCGAGUUUACGGGACUCGACUUUGCACCACUAGCACCGGACUUGCGACGACAAGGCGUGAAUUGGAAAUUCAUACAGCACGACUUCAGACGCUUUCCUUGGCCGUUUGAAGACAACCAAUUCGACUACAUCAUGCUGAAAGAUCUAUCUCUGACAGUAGCCAUGGGAGUCGAGACUCAGCGAUUCAUGGACGAAACAUUACGUAUCCUUGCACCAAAAGGCACACUCGAGAUUUGGGAAUCAGAUCAUGUAUUACGCUGCUUGUUACCACAACCGCCACCACCACGAGGAAUGACAGCAGAAGAGGACAAGACAGCCCGAGACACAAAAACCUAUCUCAUUUCGCCCACCACACCUUUUGCACCAGCGCAAAACAGGUACAUAUCCGACUCCAACACAUGGAUCCACGCUGCGCUGGACAAGCUUAAUCUGCCCUCAUCGCCAUGUACCCGCAUGGCAGAAAUCCUCUACCAAGAAACCACACUCGUAGACGUCACAUCCCGCCGCAUCGCUGUCCCUCUUGGGCAGAUGCGCUGGGAAAAAGACUCGGAGGGUAAACUCAUCCGCUCAGGCAGUAGUGGAAACCUGUUUGGCACUGUAUCGCCAAAACCGGGCAAAGCAGCAAAGACAAGCACAGAGCCCAUGCUCACUGAUGACCAAGCAGCCAUUCGCUCCACAGCACUGCUCACAGUGAUUCAAAAAAUCGAGAGUCUGGAACCACUGCUUAAAGAAGCUAGUGGCAAGAAUUCGGAGGAGUGGACGAGGUGGUGGGCGGGUAUGAUGGCGAGUUUGCUGGAUCAAGAGAAUAGUGGAGGUGGGAGUGAGGUUUUGGAGAUUGGGGCUUGGUGGGCUACCAAGUGUGAGGAAACCACUUGA